CUCUGACGACGGCACUGUUAUGUGUUGGCGUUACCAGGGUCAUGAUCGUUCCAAACAUGACGAUCAACGUCACCGGUUGACGACUCAUACCACCACUUCGACAGACAAAUGUGGUCGGUACACACUACAAGAGGGCAAGCCGGACAAAACAAGAACAUCACGGAUGGAUGAUCAGGUGAAGUGGGCGCCACAAGUUUUGUUUAUUUUCAUUUCUGUCAUCCUGAUUUUUCUCCUGUCAGCAUGUUCAGCGGAGGAAGACGAAGAUCUUCCCAGGGACACUAGAAGUGUCAUUGACAUCGAGUCUAACAAGGAAAUGGCUCGGAUGCUUCUGUAUCUCAAGGACGAAGCCAGGCAGAAGUUUUUCUCAGACUGCAUCAAACAUUUCUGUGAAGACCAUGAGCUGUCAAAACACAACAGCGACAUGUGGAUGUCAGACGCCAUCAAGAGGGCAAAUCAUGACCGCUUCUGGGCAACAUAUCGCUGUACAGUGAAGAAGCAACCUUCGGAUUGCCCAGUUGACGGUGGCUGGACGCAGUGGAGCGAAUGGGACAUCUGCAGUCUGACCUGCGGCCCGGGCCUCCAACACCGCAGGAGGACGUGUUCCAACCCGCUCCCCCAGAACGGCGGCUAUCCGUGUGACGGCCUGGCCAUCGACACACUGCGCUGCGAGGACAGACCGUGUCCAGAAAAGGUCGACGGACAGUGGUCUGAGUGGGGACCGUGGAGCGCCUGUUCCGUGAAGUGCGGGCAGGGCUCUACCGUCCGGCAGCGGAACUGCACCGACCCGGCGCCACAGAACGGCGGCUGGCGGUGCCCGGGCAAGCCCGUAGAGUUCAAACAGUGCACAAGGAACGACGAGUGUUCUUCCGGAAUUUGCGCCGCUGUACUUCUGGAAGGGACUCCAGUAAACGAGGCUCUCCUCCCCACCAUGACGGUGUACAGCAUGAUAGACGGGGAAUCCAACGGUCUGCCUGUGUUCGCCAGCAAACCGAACACCAUCUGUAAAGGCCCAUGCUACCUUUUCUCUGUCUUACAUGGCGACGAGGACAAGGGACUGUGGUGCUUCGGCUUCAAAGUUGGUGAAAUGAAGUGUUUCUUCAUCGGACAGGGGCCAAUUGGACAGCAUCCAGCCAAUAUUACGGUCAUGAACGAAUUUGUAGAGGGAGAUUUUCGCAAGAAUCCGGAUAUGAACGUCAUCUGUAAUGAUGACGCGAAGGAGUGGAUGUAUACAUGGUCGCCCUGGGGCCAGUGUCAGGGAGAGCCUUACUGCAGCAUCGGUACCAGACAGCGUGAGAUGACCUGUCCUAAGGCCGUCGAGGGCUGUCCGCAGGACCAAGCGAAAGGCGACGUAGUGGCGACUGCUGAAGAACUGUGUAGUCUGCCGCCAUGUCAGGUUGAUGGCGGCUGGAGUGGCUGGAGCGAGUGGUCAGUGUCCACGAGUGACUGCGGGGAGGGGAAGCAAGGACGGCUCCGAACGUGUAACCACCCAGCCCCACAGGCUCACGGGAAGGAUUGCCCAGGGCCGCGACUCCUGGUGAGGGCUGUGAACGUGCCGUGUGAAGAGGAAGGUGCCCAUACACGGCACAAAAGAGCGACGAAUGAGGUGCAAGAUCUCAUGGAUAAAGAACAAUAUAUAGAUGAUUAUCAUGACCAGCAAUAUAUGGAUGAAAACAUAGUUCAGGGACAGCAAUCUAUGGCUGAAGGUCACCAAUCUAUGGCUGAAGGUCACCAAUCUAUGGCUAACAAUGAAGUUGAGGGACAGCAAUCUAUGGAUGGGAACUUCGUUCAAGGACAGCAAUCUGUGGCUGACAAUGUAGUUGAGGGACAGCACUCCAUGGAUGAACAAUAUGUUCAUGGACAGCAAUCUAUGGAUGAGCACUAUGUGGAUGGACAGCAAUCUAUGGAUGGGAACUAUGUUCAUGGACAGCAAUCUAUGGAUGGGAACUUUGUUCAUGGACAGCAAUCUAUGGAUGGGAACUAUGUUCAUGGACAGCAAUCUAUGGAUGGGAACUAUGUUCAUGGACAACAAUCUAUGGAUGAGCAGUAUGUUCAUGGACAACAAUCUAUGGAUGAACAAUAUGUUCAUGGACAGCAAUCUAUGGAUGAGCACUAUGCUGAUGGACAGCAAUCUAUGGCGAACAACGUCGUUCAAGGACCAAGUUCUGUGCCUAGAGAUGAAGACUACGUUCACAGUGAGGCAUACGGAGAUUACGACUACCAACACACAUCACACGGAGAUACCGCCGCUCCGGAAGUAGAAGGAAAGGUGAUCGCAGAACUGACCGACAAAGACUCCAAAACCACGUCGGAAGGGAUGUUGGUUUUCCCAAGUUUUCUACAGAUAGCCGGAGAGUACAGUCGGGACUUGGCUUACCUGACAGACUGGGGACAAUGGACGUCUUGCACGCGGAGCUGUGAAAAGGGGAUCAGGAGAAGACAGCGGAACUGUCUCUGGAAAGAGCGGAGGUGCAGAGGAGACAUUCGUGAUGUCCAGCUCUGCAACAUACAGCCAUGUCCAGUUCAUGGUGGCUUUAGUGAUUGGUCCGACUGGACGGAAUGUUCCCUGACAUGUGGGGAGGGCACGACGUCCCGUAACAGGGUGUGUGCCAACCCUGCGCCCCGGCACGGUGGACAGAUGUGCGAAGGUCCGGAUCGGGAGGAGAAGGCGUGCCAGAAGAGCGAGUGCCCCAACAGCGGUGUAGACCACAAGUGGCAGUGGCAGUCGUGGGAGUCAUGGCAACCGUGUGACCGCACCUGCGACAUGGGGUACCGGCAGAGGAAGAGGGGCUGCAUGAACAAACCUGGGGCCACACAGGAGGCCGACGCGAAGCCGAACUGCAUCGGCAGAAGGGUGGAAGUCAUGGAAUGUCAGGUUGCCGAAUGUGCAGAAAACGGUAACUGGGCGGGCUGGUCGUCUUGGUCGGGUUGUACGGCCACGUGCGGGGAGGGAGUGAGGUCCCGGGACCGGACCUGUACCGACCCGGCCCCGUCUGGAGACGGGAAAGAGUGCGAGGGACAGGGGACAGAGGUGGAACACUGCUCAAUACCGCCCUGCAUAGAAACUGACGGGACCACGCGAAUCUUCAGCAAAGAUUCCUACCUGAUGUACCCAGCACCGACUCACCCGGCCCACGUCUGGCGGGCCUUCGUCCGUUUCUUUCCGUACACCGGAGACGGCCUCCUGCUGUGGACCUCGUCAGAAAACGGGCGUGAAGAAGACGAUGUGAUGAUAGAGCUUGGGUUGAAGGAGGGGCUCAUUGUCUUUAAGGUGGUUUUUGGCGAAGACGAAGUGGAAUUACUCGGUGACGAACCAAAGAUUGAUGCUUGGAAUGACGUCGUUGCCACCAUAGCCGGAGAGAGGGCGUCACUGCGAGUAAAUGAUGGAGAGAUUCGAGAAAAAUUGUUCAGUGUUGAACAUCCAGGAGCCAGCUUUGGAGGACAGCUUUUCCUUGGCGGUGCUCUUGCAUACUCGACGGAUUCCUUCUUCAAAACUGGCUUGCAAGGGAAGGUUUGUGACCUGUGGCUGAACUACCAACAGUUCAGCCUGAAGGAGUACGCCUGGAAGGGGGACAGAAUUCCCGUCGAGGGGCACAACUCAGCUGACGAAAAAACAGAUCUAGCCGCUGCUUCGUUGUUGUUUUCCGGUGAGGAGUAUGCAGAGAUUCCAGUCACAACCCCGAAGGCUGCGCAAGGUUCCUUUACCAUCUCCAUGGUUCUGAUGCCAUCGGAGGGGGAAGGCUUGCUGCUUUUCAACAAAGGGACUGAGCGGAGCACCUACAUCAUACUCCUCCUCAGUAAUAACCGUGUCGUGCUGAAGCUGGGCUUAGACGGGGCGGAUGUACAAACUUCUAGUGAAGAACUGAAACUAAAGAGCUGGGUGCAUCUCCAACUGACGAUCACAAAACCAGGGGACGCGGAGAUGAGGAUCAACAGCGGACCGGCAACCCAGUUGUCCUGCGAAGGGAUGCAGUACCAACCGGACCCCUCGCUCAUGAUAGGGGGCGUAACAGAGGCGUUAUGGAAGGAUCUGACCAAGUAUCAGCAUGUUCCAGAGAAGAGGGGGUUCAAGGGUGCUAUUUAUAGCGUUAAGGUCUACGGCCAGGAAUUCAAAAUGGCUGACAUGGCUCUUCAAAAACGAGGGCAGCUGCUUAAUUCGGCCACUACGACGAAAGCAGCCCACUACAAGGAGAUAGUGGCUACUCAGGCCUCGUCGCUCAAGCUACGGUGUGACUACAGCUUAAUUGGAGGGAAAAACCUCUCAAAAGCACAUGUUAUAUGGAUGAAGGAAGACCGACGACAACAUGAGGGCGAAUUCGUCAGUAUAACUAAAGGGGAACCUAACAACAAAUACGUGACCACGCUACACUUGCGGGACCUGCAUUCCAGCAUGACUGGUAGCUACUCCUGCCUGGUGGUACAUGGAGGAAGGGCAGUCGUCACACAUGCAUACGGAAUACUCGUACAGCCACCUCUUCCAACUUCAGAAGGCAAACCGAUUAUGACAGCGGCCGAGGCAGACAAUCUAGCACUGGAAGUUAUACUGCUGGUACUACUGGUGCCCUUUCUUGUUGUCAUCUGUGUCUGCUGUGCUGCUAGGAUCCGCUGCUGCCAAGAGAGGUUUCCAUUCCUUGGAACACUCUAUACCCAAAUGGUCGACAAGGCUGGAAAGAGCAAGAUCGUCAGGAAGGCAGGAGAGGCGGUGCAAAGAGCUGGGCAGAGCAGGGUCGUCAGAACAGCCGGAGAGGCGGUCCAGAGAGCUGGGCAGAGCAAGAUCGUCAAGACAGCGGGGGGAGCGAUGCAGAGCAUCAAGGCAGGCGUGGUAGACAAGGCUGGAGAGGCAAUCAAGAGCAUCAAAUCCAAGGCUGCUACGACGCUGCAGGGAGACUCAGGCUUUGCGCAGCUCCACCACAAGAUAGGCGCAAAGAUACGACCCAAACUGUACCAAAAGGGGACCGAAAGUCGUACUGAUGACGAGGAGAUGAUCAAGGAAUCGCCUGACCACGAGACUGUUGUUUCCCUCAGUCCUGUUGCCCCAGCGAGUAAGACUUCACUUCCCAUGGCCGAGAAAGUAUCGCCAGCUGUAUCUCUGUACAGCAACAUGAACUUGGUGGACAAACGCCGGUCUAGCCUCACAAAGAUUGCCAGCGAGGAUGCAGACGCUUGCGAAUGCUCUCCAACAAGUAAGAGUGUGUUGCCGGAACACGCAAUCUGUACCAUGACAAGCUCGCUGUCUCCGUCGCCCUCCGGCGCAAGGCGACGGCUUUCCAUGGGGGAGGUCCCCAGCACUCCGCCGUCUUCAGACUUUCUGAUCUCUUCACCUAGCACUACACCACUUCAGUCAAAGGUCUCGGCAUCGGUACCCGCGUCGCCAGAACCGUUCUCUAUUUCUACUCCAGAGAGUUCGCCACAAAAGACACCGGGCCCACCCCCUGCUGCAGGCCCACCCCUGCUGCAGGUGGAGGAGGUGGGCCUGCAGCAGGAGGUGGGCCUGCAGCAGGAGGUGGAGGAGGUGGAGUAG
Messenger RNA from Branchiostoma belcheri (Belcher's lancelet), 5518 nucleotides. RefSeq lists its product as uncharacterized. The record is from RefSeq and is a predicted model, not a curated record. Lineage: Eukaryota; Metazoa; Chordata; Leptocardii; Amphioxiformes; Branchiostomatidae. Bases 20 to 5518 code for a protein of 1832 amino acids. The transcript has 23 exons.